AAAGUUAGUGUAGGCAGUAGGGAGUUUUCUGCUGGGGUCAGGAGGACUGUGGACAAGCGGACCCUACCCCAAACACCCGUGUAUGAGUGGAGUGUAGCAGAAAGAGAAGACAUCCCCAACUUUUUUCCUCUCUUGCCUCAAAGAGUCUACAUGUCUAGUGGCAUCUAGACAUGUUCAGCUUUGUGGAUUUGCGGCUGGCGCUGCUGCUCAGCGCAGCAGUGCUUCUGGUCAGAGCACAGGGCGAGGACGACCGCACGGGUGGCAGUUGCACCCUAGACGGCCAGGUGUUUGCGGACCGUGACGUAUGGAAACCCGAGCCAUGCCAGAUCUGCGUGUGCGACAGCGGCACCGUGAUGUGCGAUGAGGUCAUCUGCGAAGACACAACCGACUGCCCCAACCCCGUCAUCCCCCAUGACGAGUGCUGCCCCAUCUGCCCCGACGACGGCUACCAGGGUCAAUCUCAGGUUGAGGGACCCAAGGGAGAGCGUGGCCCUAAGGGAGACAGGGGUCCUGCUGGUCCCCCUGGUAACGAUGGUAUCCCCGGCCAGCCUGGUCUGCCUGGACCUCCUGGACCCCCUGGACCCCCCGGCCUCGGUGGAAACUUCUCCCCUCAGAUGUCUGGUGGCUACUCCGACAAAUCUCCCGCCAUGCCCGUUCCUGGACCCAUGGGCCCAAUGGGACCUCGUGGACCCCCUGGAUCUCCCGGUGCUAGCGGCCCUCAGGGAUUCACUGGUCCUCCUGGUGAGUCUGGAGAGUCUGGACCUUCUGGCCCCAUGGGACCUCGCGGCCCCGCCGGCGCAGCUGGAAAGAACGGAGAGGACGGUGAAUCUGGCAAACCAGGUCGUCCUGGUGAGCGUGGACCUCCCGGCGCUCAGGGAGCUCGUGGUUUCCCUGGAACUCCCGGUCUGCCCGGAAUCAAGGGACACAGAGGAUUCAGCGGACUGGAUGGUGCCAAGGGAGACUCUGGCCCUGCUGGACCCAAGGGAGAGACUGGAGCCGCUGGUGAGAACGGAACCCCUGGUGCUAUGGGACCUCGUGGUUUGCCCGGCGAGAGAGGUCGCACUGGUCCUGCUGGAGCUGCUGGAGCUCGUGGUAAUGAUGGUGCUGCUGGUGCUGCUGGACCUCCUGGUCCCACUGGCCCCGCUGGACCUCCUGGUUUCCCCGGUGGCCCUGGAGCCAAGGGUGAGGCCGGACCUCAGGGUGCUCGUGGACCCGAGGGUCCUGCUGGAGCCCGUGGUGAGCCUGGCAACCCUGGACCAGCCGGAGCUGCUGGACCUUCUGGUAACCCCGGAAAUGAUGGAGCUGCUGGACCUAAGGGAGGCCCUGGUGCUGCUGGAGUUGCUGGAGCUCCCGGAUUCCCCGGACCCCGUGGACCCCCAGGACCCCAGGGUGCUGCUGGUGCUGCAGGACCCAAGGGUAACACUGGUGAGGCUGGUGCCCCCGGAUCCAAGGGCGAGCCCGGUGCCAAGGGAGAGGCUGGUGCCCCAGGAGUUCAGGGACCUCCCGGACCUUCUGGCGAGGAGGGCAAGAGAGGAGCCAGAGGAGAGCCUGGUCCCGUUGGAGCCCGUGGAGUUCCUGGCGAGCGUGGUGGUACUGGUGGUCGUGGUUUCCCUGGUGCUGAUGGUGCCGCUGGACCCAAAGGUGCCACUGGUGAGCGCGGUGCUCCUGGUGUUGCUGGACCUAAAGGUUCCACUGGAGAGUCCGGCCGCACUGGUGAGCCUGGUUUGCCCGGAGCUAAGGGUAUGACUGGCAGCCCAGGUAGCCCUGGACCUGAUGGCAAAAUGGGACCUACUGGAGCCCCUGGACAAGAUGGCCGCCCUGGACCCCCUGGCGCUGUUGGAGCCAGAGGCCAGCCUGGUGUCAUGGGAUUCCCUGGACCCAAGGGAGCCGCUGGUGAUGCUGGAAAGCCCGGUGAGAGAGGAGUGAUGGGACCUACCGGCCCUGUUGGUGCCCCUGGUAAGGACGGUGACGUUGGUGCUCAGGGACCUGCUGGACCUUCUGGACCUGCUGGUGAGAGAGGCGAGGCAGGACCAGCUGGACCUCCAGGAUUCCAGGGACUUCCAGGACCCCAAGGUGCUAUUGGCGAGAGUGGCAAGCCCGGAGAGCAGGGUGUCCCCGGAGAGGCUGGAGCCCCAGGAGUUGCUGGUGCUCGAGGUGACAGAGGAUUCCCCGGUGAGCGUGGUGCCCCUGGUGCCAUCGGACCCGCUGGUGCCCGUGGAUCCCCCGGACCUGCUGGAAACGAGGGCGCUAAGGGAGAUGCUGGAGCACCUGGUGCUCCCGGAGCUCAGGGACCUCCUGGACUGCAGGGAAUGCCUGGUGAGCGUGGUGCUGGUGGUCUUCCAGGACUGAGGGGAGACAGAGGUGAGCAAGGAGCUAAGGGCGCUGAUGGAGCACCUGGCAAAGAUGGUCCUCGUGGUAUGAGUGGUCCUAUUGGACUUCCCGGACCUUCUGGAGCUACUGGAGACAAGGGAGAGACUGGCCCCUCUGGACCUGUUGGACCUGCUGGAGCCCGUGGAGCCCCUGGUGAGCGUGGAGAGGCCGGACCCCCUGGACCUGCUGGAUUUGCUGGACCUCCUGGUGCUGAUGGACUGGCUGGUGCUAAGGGAGAGGCUGGUAACAAUGGUGCUAAGGGAGAUGCUGGUCCUCCUGGUGCUGCUGGACCCACUGGUGCCCCCGGACCCCAGGGUCCCGUUGGAAACACUGGUCCCAAGGGAGCUCGCGGAGCUGCUGGACCUCCUGGUGCUACUGGCUUCCCUGGUGCUGCCGGCAGAGUUGGACCACCCGGCCCCUCUGGCAACGCUGGACCCCCUGGCCCCGCUGGACCCGUUGGAAAGGAAGGACCCAAAGGAAACCGUGGUGAUACUGGACCUGCUGGUCGCUCUGGUGAGGUUGGACCUGCCGGAGUUCCAGGACCUGCUGGAGAGAAGGGUAGCCCCGGUGCCGAUGGUGCUCCUGGUAGUUCUGGAAUCCCUGGACCUCAGGGUAUCAGUGGACAGCGUGGUAUUGUUGGUCUGUCUGGACAAAGAGGAGAGAGAGGUUUCCCCGGCCUGCCUGGACCUUCUGGAGAGCCCGGAAAGCAGGGAUCUGCUGGCCCCGGUGGUGAGCGUGGACCUCCUGGACCCAUGGGACCCCCUGGAAUGGCUGGACCCGCUGGAGAGACCGGACGCGAGGGAGCCCCUGGUAACGAGGGAUCAGCUGGUCGUGAUGGACCUGCUGGACCCAAGGGAGACCGUGGAGAGUCUGGCCCCGCUGGAGCCCCCGGUGCCCCCGGACCCCCUGGUGCCCCUGGACCCGUCGGACCCGCUGGAAAGAAUGGUGACCGCGGAGAGUCUGGACCUGCUGGCCCUGCUGGUCCUGCUGGCCCUGCUGGACCUCGUGGCCCUGCUGGAGCCGUUGGACUUCGUGGAGACAAGGGAGAGUCUGGAGAGGCUGGUGAGAGAGGCUUGAAGGGACACAGAGGAUUCACUGGCAUGCAGGGACCUCCCGGCCCCUCCGGCAGCACUGGCGAGCAAGGACCUGCUGGUACUUCUGGCCCUGCUGGACCUAGAGGACCUUCUGGAUCUGCUGGUUCUCCUGGUAAGGACGGUAUGACUGGCCUUCCCGGUCCCACUGGACCUCCCGGACCUCGUGGACGCUCUGGAGAGAUGGGACCUUCUGGUCCUCCUGGACCACCCGGACCUCCCGGAGCACCAGGCGCCCCUGGUGGUGGAUUUGACCUCGGUUUCAUUGCCCAGCCCCAGGAGAAGGCUCCCGAUCCCUUCCGCAUGUACCGCGCUGAUGACGCUAACGUUCUGCGUGAUCGCGACCUGGAGGUGGACGGCACCCUGAAGACUCUGAGCCAGCAGAUUGAGCAGAUCCGCAGCCCCGACGGUACUCGCAAGAACCCCGCCAGAACCUGCCGCGACCUCAAGAUGUGCCACCCAGACUGGAAGAGCGGCGAGUACUGGAUCGACCCUGACCAGGGCUGCAACCAGGACGCCAUCAAGGUCUACUGUAACAUGGAGACCGGAGAGACCUGCGUGGCCCCCACUCAGCCUGAGGUUGCCAAGAAGAACUGGUACAUCAGCAAGAACAUCAAGGAGAAGAAGCACGUCUGGUUCGGAGAGGCCAUGAACGAGGGCUUCCAGUUUGAGUACGGCAGCGAGGGCUCUCUGCCAGAAGAUGUCAACAUCCAGAUGACCUUCCUGCGCCUCAUGUCAACUGAGGCCUCCCAGAACAUCACCUACCACUGCAAGAACAGCAUCUCCUACAUGGAUGCUGCCACUGGCAACCUGAAGAAGGCUCUGAUCCUCCAGGGCUCCAACGAGAUUGAGAUCAGAGCCGAGGGCAACAGCCGCUUCACCUACAGCGUCCUGGAGGACGGCUGCACGUCACACACCGGUACAUGGGGCAAGACAAUCAUCGAAUACAAGACAUCGAAAACAUCUCGCCUGCCCAUCAUUGACAUCGCUCCUAUGGAUGUUGGUGCUCCAGACCAAGAGUUUGGCCUUGAAGUCGGACCCGUCUGUUUCUUGUAAAAAGAGAAAUCUGGACUUGAAUAUGUUGUGGUGCGUGAGUGUGUGCGUUUAUUUUUUUUUCUAGCAACCAACCCUCUCUUAAAAAAAGAAAAAGCCACCCAAACAUUUUUCUGAUCUGGCCCUCCUUUUUUUUUUUUUUUCUACUCCUCAUCCUCCUGCGUCCACUACGCCUAAAAACCUGCACUUCAACAAAGAUGGCGGUGCUGCGGCAACGCCCGCGCCAUCGCGUUUGGGACCACUACUUUUUGUUUCUGACUCUUUUUUUUGUCCUGUUUUUACCAUCACCAACACCAUGGAUCCUGUAGAGAAGACAUUUUGUUUCACUGGCAACAAGAAAAUAAUAUAUGAUUCUGUAAAAAAAAAAAAAAAAAUUGACUCCCCUCCAUCUUCAACCAAGCCAAUCCAGGCCUCUCUGGAGUUUACAGAAACACACAGGUGACUUUUGUAUUUUUAUACACCCCGUGCCGUGAGAGGAAUGAAAGGACAGUCCCGACAGACAGAACCCGAUUGCUUUGUACCACGUUUCAGGUGUUGAUGAAUAAACGGUGAAACUGA
Dunckerocampus dactyliophorus (ringed pipefish) is the source of this 5072-nucleotide messenger RNA. It is a transcript of the gene col1a1a, whose product is annotated as collagen, type I, alpha 1a. The transcript has 49 exons. Gene Ontology annotation, molecular function: protein binding; extracellular matrix structural constituent. The coding region runs from base 171 to 4517 and encodes 1448 amino acids. Lineage: Eukaryota; Metazoa; Chordata; Actinopteri; Syngnathiformes; Syngnathidae. The record is from RefSeq and is a predicted model, not a curated record.